This is a messenger RNA of Phaeoacremonium minimum UCRPA7, 1671 nucleotides long. RefSeq names its product putative retrograde regulation protein. The transcript is spliced from 3 exons. Bases 1 to 1671 code for a protein of 556 amino acids. Lineage: Eukaryota; Fungi; Ascomycota; Sordariomycetes; Togniniales; Togniniaceae. The record is from RefSeq and is a predicted model, not a curated record. Gene Ontology annotation, biological process: regulation of transcription by RNA polymerase II.
AUGGGAAGCAACGGCAUACGGUUUUCCAUUUCAGAUCUUUCGCCUCCGCGGGCCCGAUUGCUUAAAUGCGUCUAUCGCGAGCGGGCAGCCAUCUCGCUGUUCGACGCGCUGAAUGCAAACUCUACAGGGCCUAGUGGCCCCCUAACAUUUCCUGAAUCAACAAUUGCGGAGGUGUCCCAGACACUGGCACGUUUUCGAUCCAUUGCAGUAGACGACUAUGGCGUGCCCCUGUCCCAGAUCUCCGUCUUCGCGACGGAGGCAAUGCGCCGGGCUGCAAACGCCGGAGCUAUUCUAGAUGCCAUCAAGACAGCCGCGCCGGGACUGAGCGUGCAGAUUCUCGCUCCUGAAGUGGAAACGCUGUUCGGUGCCAUGGGCGCACGGUCGGGUUUUGUUGCCGUCAAGGGGCUGUUUCUGGAUCUGGGUGGCGGCAGCGUUCAGAUGACGUAUAUGGAUUCUUCAUCUGACGUUCAGCCAAGUUACGAGAUUGCAGCUGCCCAAGCUGGUGAAAGCCUGCCAUUCGGUGCGGCGAGGCUCAUACGGGUGCUGGAGACUGCUAGCGCAGAUGUCAAAGCAAUCGAGGAAGCGAAACUCAGCACGGGUAUGGCUCGGGCGUUCUCCGUGCUGAAGGAGAAGUUCCCCAGCCUGGCGGAAACUGGUCAUGGCGAAGCAAAGGACGGCGUUGAUGUUUAUCUCUGCGGCGGUGGUUUCAGGGGCUACGGCAGUAUUCUCAUGCAUAAUGAUCCCAUACAGCCCUACCCCAUACCAUCCGUCGGGGCUUACACGGUUUCCGGAGAUCUAUUCAAAGAUACGAAGACCAUGCGAAAGUUGAACGCGGAAUACGAGGGCAAGAUCUUCGGCAUGUCGAAACGCAGGCGGCACCAGUUCCCAGCGAUCGCCACCGUCAUCGAAGCGCUCGUCCAGGCUGUUCCCAACAUUAAGUCGGUCACAUUCUGUGCUGGCGGAAACCGAGAGGGUGCCUUGGUGUUGAAACUGCCUCGAGACAUCCGCGAGAGGAAUCCAUUGCCAUUGCUCGCUUCAGUAGAUGGCAAAUCUGACUUCGAUUCUAAGACCACGGAAACAGUGCUUGACUCUUUAUUAGCGGCGAUACCGUCAGACAGAGACUUAUCUCGCAUUCCAUCAAUAUUCAGCCUGGGUCUGGCACCGCUGUUUGCACGAGAGAUUUGGGCGCGUUCGGGAGAAGACGACGACUCGAACGCGGCACAUGCUCUCCAUAACGCAGUACACGGAUAUCCGAGCUCGCCGGGCCUGACGCAUCUGGCCCGAGCCGUGCUAGGUCUCACGCUUUGUGCCAGAUGGGGAGGCGGGCUGGCUCCAAUCAACAUGCAGCUUCACCACAACCUCAAGGCUCUUGUCGAGAGGGCAGAUCCGGAGGCAAGCUUUUGGGCAGAAUACAUUGGUGCAUCUGCGGCAGCAUUGGCACGAGUAAUUUCUGCCUGGCCGGCUGGAAGGAGCGUGAUCGACAUCAUAAGAUUUGAAGCCAAGAUGAACAGCAACAAGAUCGAACUGAAGAUACUUGUUGCACAUGAGUCUACAAGAGGCAUCAGUCCCGCUGACCUGUCCAGUUUAUUCAAGAAUGUGGGCAAGCGCAAACACGACAACAAGAAGGCAGACAAAAAGGUCUUCGUCACCGUGGAGAAGGUGGCCGAGUAA